This is a messenger RNA of Frankliniella occidentalis (western flower thrips), 1799 nucleotides long. It is a transcript of the gene Alg14, whose product is annotated as UDP-N-acetylglucosamine transferase subunit ALG14 homolog. The transcript has 2 exons. Gene Ontology annotation, cellular component: UDP-N-acetylglucosamine transferase complex. Bases 222 to 995 code for a protein of 257 amino acids. The record is from RefSeq and is a predicted model, not a curated record. Lineage: Eukaryota; Metazoa; Arthropoda; Insecta; Thysanoptera; Thripidae. Gene Ontology annotation, biological process: dolichol-linked oligosaccharide biosynthetic process.
UCGUCGACAAGGCAAACCUUGCGACGUAGCAGAAAGCAGUCGUACCAUAACCAAAACAAAGGUUGUCAGGCGGUGUGUUUUCAUCGAAGACGUUUCACAAUUGUGGCUGCUAGUAUUGCAUGCAGCUCAAAAGCAAACGUGGCAAUGUCAACUUUCAUGACAGGAUAGUUGAUGUAAUCAUUCGACAGUUGAAAAAAAAGGUCUUUCUCUGCUAAUAUCUUAUGUACUUGAACAUCAUAACCAUGUUUAGUUUACCUAUUUCUUAUUCCCUUUAUCUUUGUGAAAGAGUACUCAACCUUUUGACUGGAGAAGAUGAUCUUUGGGAUAUGUUUAUCACAUCCAUUCAUUUAUUAUGUGUCUCCAUUUGCUUCUUUCUUUGUCGAUUCAUUUACCUUGUAAUCAAGACCUCUAAUAAUGUUGUAAAAAUACUUCCCAAACAAUCAAAAGAUAAGGCGAUGAGCACAAUGAUUGUCAUAGGCUCAGGAGGACACACAACAGAAAUGCUUCGACUUGUAAAAGUAAUGACACCCAGUUUGUAUUGCCCUCGAACUUAUGUCAUGGCAUCUACAGAUACUACAAGUGAGUUUAAGGUUCAUGUUCUAGAGGAACAUCUUGCUACCAAAGCAAGUAGAAAAUAUCGCAAAUAUUCUAUAUUUAAGAUCCCUCGUAGCAGGCAUGUUGGUCAAUCAUUUUUCACAUCAGCCUUUUCUACUAUCUAUUCGUUUUUGAAAUGUGUGCCAAUGAUGUUAUACCAUAGACCUGAAUUGGUUCUGUGUAAUGGACCUGGUACCUGUGUUCCCAUAUGCAUUCUGGCAUUUUUACUACGAACUUUGUUCCUUAGCAACACAAUUAUUAUAUUUAUCGAGAGUGUUUGUAGGGUAGAAAGUCUGUCAAUGACAGGUAAAAUUUUAUACUACUUUGCUGAUGUGUUUCUUGUGCAAUGGCCAGACCUGGAGCAGAAGUAUAGUAGAGUGGCUUAUGUGGGCAGAGUUUAGUCUUCUCAUUUCUCAUUAGCAAGCAAGUCUUAGCUAUAGUAUUUUUGUACGCUCAAUUAUGUUUCAUAUUCAAUCUGUAAGUGACGUGUCUUGAGUAUCUUUUGUGAUUUAGGUUUCCUUGUCAAUCAGCUCCUAGUCACUUGUUUUAAGUAUCCAUUCAGCUCAAUUGAGAAGAUUGAUUGAUCAGAAAUAGUCUAAUACGUAACUAUCGCUGCUGUAAUAUUUAUUCUUAACUUGCAGCAAAUAACUUUCCUUAUUGGGACAGGUAUGGAAAUGAUUGUGACUAUUAUUAGAUUACCAAAGACAAAUAUUAUUUCUAUUUUAGUGUGAUUUUUGUAUCAAUUUAAUUUUAAGUGUUUCUACUCUUUUAUAUAUUUCAAGUCCAAAAUUGUGAUUGUAGUUAGCUUUCUAAAGAUUUUCAUUUGAAUCAUAUGUUAAGAGAAAAAGUGUUUGGAUGUCAUUGCAUUAAGAUUUGUGUUAGUCUCUAUUCAAACUCAUAUCAUGUCUGAUUUGUGAUGUCUUUUGGUAAGUGUUUCAUUAAGAAACUCAGUAUAGUGGAUAGUGGCAGUUAAUAAUAUGCAAGUGAAUAUUAAAAAAAACACUGUUUUAGAAAUCUUUCUUAAUUAUUUAAUUUGUAUAUUUUAUAUCAUAAACAUAUGAUAACUUUUAGGGGAAGGAGGUUUUGGCUAUGACCAAAUAUGAGGAAAAAUAUAGAUGACUAUGAAAUGAAUGUACAGAUCUUUAGAUUUAAAACAAAUUAAACAAUUACCUUCUCCACACUCUCUGCAGCGUGAUGAAAAUAAA